AUGAUGUCUCGCUACGCUGCAGUCCACGUCAAUCCUCAAGGCCUCGGUGAUGGCCGACCUACAGCUAUGCAGAUAGUAAAAGACGAGUCAAUGGAAGGAAAGCUAGCAGGCAAGACCGUCGUGAUAACUGGCAUCUCUUCCGGAAUCGGCAUUGGAACCGUUCUAGCUCUCUCAGCCACUGGCGCCCAUUUGCUGUUGACGGCAAGAGAUCUUACCAAGGCAAAACGAGCCCUAGGAGACAUAUUCGACCCUAAUACAAUGGACCUCAUCGAGAUGGAUCAGUCCUCUUUAAACAGUGUCCGCACAGCAACAGAAAUCAUCUUAUCAAAGACAGAUCAAGUCACCAUUCUCGUCACCAAUGCAGCCAUCAUGGCCGUUCAAGAUCUCCAACUAGCAGAAAGCGGCCACGAGCUACAAUUCACAACGAAUCAUCUCUCUCAUUUCCUGCUCUUCAACCUCCUCAAGUCCGCCUUACUGGCAGGCUCGUCUCCAGACUUUCAGUCCAGAGUCGUUGUCGUGGCUGCGGCUGCACACCGCGUCGUUCAAUUGCCUCCAUCCGACAACUACCAUUUCCAGAAAGGCGGAUAUAGGCCAUGGGGAGCAUAUGGCCAGUCCAAACUGGGUAAUAUUUACAUGGCAAACGAGAUUGAGCGUCGUUAUGGCUCUCACGGCCUGCAUGCAAUUCGUCUUCAUCCUGGCCUCAUCGCUACGGGUCUUGCUCAGAAUUUACCUAAAGAAGAGAUCGGUGCGAUGAUGCAAAAUGAAGCUAUGCUCAAGCUGCAGAAGAGACUUGAACAGGGUGCAGCCACUACAUUGUGGGCUGCGGUCUCUAAGGAGUUAGAGGGCAAAGGUGGCCUUUACCUCAGUGAUUGCGCAGUCGCUGCACAUGGUGAGGAUGAUGGCAUUCCCUUUUUUGGGACGACUUCGAGCUCCACGUACAAUAUCGAAGAUGAAGCUAGGCUUUGGGAAGAUUCUUUGAAAAUGGUCGGCUUGUCAGGUGAUGAAUACUAA
This is a messenger RNA of Penicillium angulare, 1011 nucleotides long. RefSeq lists its product as uncharacterized. The record is from RefSeq and is a predicted model, not a curated record. Lineage: Eukaryota; Fungi; Ascomycota; Eurotiomycetes; Eurotiales; Aspergillaceae. The coding region runs from base 1 to 1011 and encodes 336 amino acids. The transcript has a single exon.